AUGAUGGGAAUUCUUCUUCUUGGUGUACCCUUUCUGUUCCUCUUUAUUUGCUGUGGAGUGCUCAAAUUGAAUGAAUUAAGGUACAGGAAAAAGGGAUUGCCUCCAGGAACAAUGGGAUGGCCAUUCUUUGGUGAGACUACAGAGUUUCUGAAGCAAGGGCCCAGCUUCAUGAAGAACCAGAGCGCAAAGCAUGGAAGUUUGUUCAAAUCACACAUACUGGGAAGCCCAACAGUUGUCUGCAUGGAACCAGAGCUGAAUAGGUACAUGCUUAUGAGUGAAGGCAAGGGGCUUGUUCCCGGAUAUCCUCAGUCUAUGUUAAAAAUAAUGGGGAAAUGGAACAUUGGUGCAGUUGAAGGAUCUCUUCAUAAGACUAUGAGAAGUUCUAUGCUUGGAUUAAUCAGGCCUACUAUGAUCAGAGAUAAGCUCUUAUCAAAGAUUGAUGAGUUCAUCAAUGCCUUUCUUUGCCAUUGGAAUGGCCAAGUCAUUGAUAUUCAAGAGAAAACCAAAGAGAUGUGGCUGCUCUCAGCUCUGAAACUGAUAGCUGGAAUUGAAACAGGUCCACUUUCGGAAUCUAUGAAGAAAGAAUUAUAUGGGGUUCUAACAGGAACCAUCUCUUUGCCAAUCUACUUUCCUGGUACUAACUAUUACCGAGGUUUUAAGGCAAGAGAGAAGGUCAUCUCCAUGCUUGAAAAUAUUAUCAAAGAGAGAAGAAGAGAUCCACUUUGUUGUCAAGCUGAUAUGCUUGAUUCUCUCCUUGAAACUGAUUCUGAGAAUGAAGCAAAAUUAUCUGAUGAACAGAUUAUUGAUACUAUUCUAACUUUAGUUUAUUCAGGAUUUGAGACUGUUUCUACUACUACAAUGAUGGCCAUCAAAUAUCUUCAUGACCAUCCACAAGCUCUUGAAGAAUUCAGGAAUGAACAUUUUGAAAUAAAGAAGAAGAAAUCAUCUGACUAUAAGAUUGAUUGGAAUGACUAUAAAUCCAUGGAGUUUACACGCGCAGUUAUAUGUGAAACUCUAAGAUUAGCCACAGUUGUUAAUGGAGUGCUAAGGAAGACAACAAAAGAUACGGAAUUAAAAGGUUAUAUCAUUCCAAAAGGAUGGAAGAUUUAUGUCUAUUCAAGGGAAAUGAACUAUGAUCCAUUAGUGUAUGAUGAACCUUUUUCAUUCAAUCCAUGGAGAUGGAUGAACCAGAACUUGGAGUCUCACCAUUACUUCCUCUCAUUUGGAGGAGGAGGAAGGCUAUGCCCAGGGAAAGAGCUUGGGAUUGUACAAGUUUCCUUAUUUCUUCACUACUUUGUGACUAGAUAUAGAUGGGAGGAAAUUGGAGGAGAGAAACUGCUGAAAUUUCCAAGAGUUGAAGCACCAAAAGGGUUUCAUAUUCGGAUUUGGGACUAUUGAUUAUAGAUUAUUUUUUU
This is a messenger RNA of Dendrobium catenatum, 1415 nucleotides long. Its product is annotated as cytochrome P450 85A1-like. The transcript is spliced from 7 exons. Bases 1 to 1398 code for a protein of 465 amino acids. Gene Ontology annotation, biological process: sterol metabolic process. Lineage: Eukaryota; Viridiplantae; Streptophyta; Magnoliopsida; Asparagales; Orchidaceae. Gene Ontology annotation, molecular function: iron ion binding; monooxygenase activity; heme binding. The record is from RefSeq and is a predicted model, not a curated record.